Molecule: messenger RNA, 2273 nt
Organism: Syngnathus typhle (broad-nosed pipefish)
Lineage: Eukaryota; Metazoa; Chordata; Actinopteri; Syngnathiformes; Syngnathidae
Gene: pkmyt1
Product: protein kinase, membrane associated tyrosine/threonine 1
Exons: 8
Coding region: 287-2002 (571 amino acids)
Biological process (GO): protein phosphorylation
Molecular function (GO): ATP binding; protein kinase activity
Source: RefSeq, a predicted model, not a curated record
CGUCUCUACGUAGAUUUUAUUUCCGAAUUUGGCGCGAGUUAGCUUCAUGUGUUGACCGCAUCGACAUUUCGAGGCAUGACAAGCCCCGGAUCAAUAUGAUUGUUCUUCAUAUUGUAUCAGCGAGUGUCCGGCCGAGAAUUCAAGUGGAAUAUAUAAUAACACGACUAGGUCACUUCACCGCUUGCUGGACCGAUUGAGGACUUGGGCGGACGUCUCUGUUUGUUUGGAAUACGUUCUGUUCAUAUUUACGAUGGAUUGUGAGCAUUGACUUGAAAGAAAGGAGCUGAUGAUGUCACUAGGCAUGGAUACCCCAGUGACCCGAGUACUCCCGCUCCCCACCCAUUUUGCCCACGCGGAGCAGUCCUUCCCCUUGAAAAAGCGCCGCCACCAUCUCUCCUCCUCAUCCACAUCCAACUCCUCCGUCUCCUCCCCUGAUCUCAUGACACGCUCUCUCCCGCCGCUGGCGCCGACCCUGACGCGCACACUGGCGCCAUCUAAGGAGUCUCUCUCCCGGAGCCACCUCUUUCCCCAAAAGGCUUCCACGUGGACACCCUUGUCCGAUUCUCUCAACCAGUCGCCCCCUCCGGAAUCUUCGUACGACCCCAAAAAGCAGCAGUCCUAUUUCAAUCAGUGCUUCACUAGGCUGGGCCCGCUGGGGAGAGGUUCCUUUGGUGAAGUCUACAAGGUUCAAAAUAACCAAGAUGGCCGCCUGUAUGCAGUCAAACGCUCGCUCAGUCGCUACAGGGGCAACAAUGACAGGAACCACAAGGUGAGGGAGGCUAGGAACCACGAGCGAGUCUGCCCGCACCCCCACAUCCUCAACUUGGUCGCCGCCUGGGAGGAGUGCGGCCGGCUGUACAUUCAGACGGAACUUUGUCACACCAGUUUGCUGCUCCAUGCAGAGAGCCAGACUCCUGGGAACGAUGAGCGUGCAGCAUGGUGGUACUUGUGCGACCUCCUCUUGGCGCUGGACCACCUGCACUCUCGCAGUUUCGUUCAUAUGGACCUGAAGCCCGCCAACGUGCUGGUCACGGCCUCGGGGCGGCUCAAACUGGGCGACUUUGGGCUUCUGCUGGAGAUGAAAGAGAGCAACUUAGAGAAAGUCAGAGAAGAUGACCGCGGAGGAGAUCCCAGGUACAUGGCUCCAGAGCUCCUCCGCGGGGAAUAUGGACCUGCUGCAGAUGUUUUCAGUUUGGGUGUUUCCAUUCUGGAGCUUGCAUGCAAUAUUGAGGUCCCUAAUGGUGGGGAGGGCUGGCAGCAACUCAGACAAGGGUGCCUCCCUGAGGUCGCAACGGGGCUUUCAUCGGACCUUCGGAAAGUUCUUCAGAUGAUGCUUUGUCCAGAGCCUUCUGACAGGCCGACAGUGCGUCAGCUUCUCGCACUGCCCGCAGUGAGAAAACGCAGAUGGAAGAGACGCACUUACCUCAUGUUGGCAGAAACCGUGCUGACUUUGGCUUCCUUCUGCCAGAUGGUGGUAGGCUAUGGCCGUCGACUUUUCUCUGCUCUUUACCUGGCCAUCUUUCCUGGCUGGAGCACACCAGCACCCUGCACUCCCCCCAAAGACAACUGGAGCAGGGAGGUGACGUUGCCCCCCUGCACCUCGCACGCCGACAGCUCUGAGGACGACGAGCCCUUCCUGGUGGAAUCCGUGGGAACGGAUGAUUCCCCAAGCUUCUCUGGCAGGAUGAAAUCCACACUGGGUUUGAAAAAUACGUCCACGCCGCUCCGAUGUUCCCCAAGCGGCGCCGACCGGAGUCUUCGCCUGGAUUCGGUCGACUGGUCCCCGUCUAACGAAGUCCGGGGACCCUCCAACCUCCACUCUAGUGACUGCUGCGCAACACGCACGCACAAUUCUCCAAGUCACACUGACCGGCUGGACUCCAGGCAGGGCAGACGGUCCUCACAGCGACGCAACCGCAGCCGCUCAGACAACCAACCCGGCUUCGGGCCCAAAAACCUGCUGUGUCUCUUCGAGGAAGUGGCCGUGGAGGCACAGCCGUGACUUGGGGACUGACAGUAUUUUUGGAACUAAUGUUCCGAUGUUACACGUUCACUUCCAGCAUAAAUGCACUAUUUCUGCCAUUUUUGUUUUCCUCAUUCACAUUUUAAAGCAUGCUUUGCUUUCCCAUGAGUAUCAUCUGCAAGUUCAUGCAUCGAUAGUGACAAAAAAGCCAGACAAGCACCUGCUAACGCCUCCUUGGUGGAUGUAACUUUGCCUCAAGCGUUAAUACAAGGAUACCAUGUGCAAUAAAUUAACAGCUGUACCCCAGAGA